Molecule: messenger RNA, 1965 nt
Organism: Macroventuria anomochaeta
Lineage: Eukaryota; Fungi; Ascomycota; Dothideomycetes; Pleosporales; Didymellaceae
Exons: 6
Coding region: 1-1965 (654 amino acids)
Source: RefSeq, a predicted model, not a curated record
AUGAACGAAAUCUACAACGCUAUAGCAACCACCGAAGACCGUUACUGGUGUAGGUUUUGUCUUCAUGUACUGCUGGCAAUUAUCACUGCUCCUUACCGUCGAACCUUCAAGCUGUACACAUGGAGACCGCUGAAGGAGAUGCGCGCAGCACAUGGCGAUCGUAGCGUGUUGAUCCCUCUGAUACGGCAGUGGAAGGUAGAAAAGUAUGAGGAAUUGCGGUCAGUACAAGUCUCUGCAAGCUUCUGUGCCGGAGCUGCACUCACCGGUAUGCCCUGGUCCAAAACCUCAGAUGCUCUCUGGAUCGCAAAUGCACUCUUCGUCAGCUGUCUCCUUUGCGCUAUCUGGGCCAUCAUUUCUUCGAUUCAGACGAAGUCUAUCCUUGACGACUUGCCAGCGAAAGAAGAUCUCGAUACCAGCCUUGCAGAUGUUGAAGUAACACGCGUCCAGCGUACAAUUCUGCGGUACAAACGUACUCCUGCCUUUCAACACUGGGUCAUGCUGUUCAUCUGGCAGUUUCCUUCGAUGACCAUGGCCUACUCAUGGGUCACCUUUCUCUCAGCUCUUACUGUGCGUAUAUGCGAACCUUUCAUCCGGCGGUCACCGUGGUCAGACCAGAACAAGACAGCCAUAGUCUAUCUCGUGAUCGGUCUUCUCGGUCUAGCUACCUACAUAUUCACUGCCGUCUUCGUGUACAUAAGCGAAAAGGAUCUUGAGCAUUAUGUCUCAGGUGCGACCACGAAGGGAGGUCCAAAAACCAGCAAACACACCCAUGCGCCUGCAUUACCCCCCACACUUCCAAAUAUUGCAAGGACAUUCGGUAGCAGCAAAGGCAGCGUUUCUUUCGAGCAGUUUCGCAAGGAUGGCUUCGUUGAGAUCGAUCUUGAGCGUCAGGGAGAAACAGAGACGAUAACGAUCAUGGAAAGGCUCGAGCCAAAGGGUCUGGUAACGUCUGCGCCCACGCAACAACGGACGCGACAGGUCUCUACCAACGUCCCAGACUUCGUGCUGAAGUACGCACCCAUCCUUCAUCUACACAGCGAGGAAACGCAUUUCCCAACAGACCUGUCAACAUUUCUCACGCACGUAACACCGCGCGUCAAUUAUACCGCCGUACCCGAUGCUCCAUACCCGCUUAAGCUUUCCAAUCUCAACCAGCUUAGCCCCGAAGUGUAUCUAACGUCCAACGACGACGUUACCACCGACCCAGGAUGGCUCAAAGGAACAGCGCCAGACGCCAACGAUUCCACUAUCGGAAUCACCUCAGCUAUCAUCGUGAACAAGAAAAACGACAGCAGUGUAGACGUUUUCUACUUCUACUUCUACGCCUUCAACCCCGGUACUUCAGUCCUCGGCCUCCCAUUCCUAAACUUCGGUAACCAUGUAGGCGAUUGGGAACACGCAAUGCUGCGCUUCCCCACUCCCACCUCCCCACCCUCCGCCAUCUGGUACUCACAGCACGCCAACGGACAAGCCUUCCGGUAUUCCGUCGUCGAGAAAGACACCGACGGCAUCAGACCCGUUGUGUACGUAGCCAAAGGCAGCCAUGCGAACUAUGCUAUUCCAGGGACGCAUUCACACGUCAUACCGAACCUCAACCUGCCAUUCGGCGCGUUGGAAGACUAUACUGAUAAGGGAAGACGAUGGGAUUCGCUGGGGAGCAAGUAUGUGUAUCGGUAUGAUGCUGGUAGUGGUACGUUCACUGCUUACGGCGAUGCACCGGUGGAGUGGUUGGAGUGGAAGGGCAAUUGGGGAGAUGAAGAGUACCCGGAUAGUGAUCGGAGGCAGGUGGAUUUGUUUGGACAAAAGAAGUAUGUCGAUGGGCCGACGGGGCCGGUGGAUAAACAGUUGGAUAGGAAAGAGGUAUGUCCUGAUAAUGGGAUCUUGUGUAUACUUAGAAGUGCGCUUGUGCCUAGGGAUGUUGGGGAUGGGGAGGCGAAUGUUGGUUGGAAGGACGUUGAAGGUUGA